Metarhizium acridum CQMa 102 is the source of this 1119-nucleotide messenger RNA. RefSeq lists its product as uncharacterized. The record is from RefSeq and is a predicted model, not a curated record. NCBI's taxonomy places the organism in Eukaryota, Fungi, Ascomycota, Sordariomycetes, Hypocreales, Clavicipitaceae.
AUGAAGUUCGGAGUCUUGGUACUCGCUUCGGCGGCGAGUGCUCACACGCUCUUUACCACUCUUUAUAUCAACGGGAAGAACCAGGGCGACGGAACCUGUGUACGGAUGCCGCACGACAGUUCGACGGCCAACGGGCCGAUAUAUCCCAUUACGGGAGACGACAUGUCUUGUGGGCGUGACGGUAACAAUGCCGUUGCUUUUACUUGUCCCGCGCCGCACAAUGCCACUCUGACGUUUAAAUUCCGGGAGUGGACUGACGGCAGUAAUUCUCGGGUUAUCGCACCAGAACACAAGGGACCUUGUUCGGUGUACCUGAAGAAGGUCGACGACAUGUAUGCCAACAACUCUGCCGCCGGGCCAGGUUGGUUCAAGGUCUGGGAGGACGGCUACGACUCUGCCUCGGGCCAGUGGUGCGUGGACAAGCUUAUUGACAGGGAGGGCCUUCUCUCUGUGCGUCUGCCGGAGGGCCUGCCGACAGGCUAUUACCUCGUCCGUCCAGAGAUCUUGGCCCUACACAACGCUGUUCAAGGGGACCCGCAGUUUUAUCUUGGCUGCGCACAGAUCUACGUGCAGCAGGGACCUGACGGCCCUCUGCGCAUACCGGACGAAUUCAAUGUGUCGAUACCGGGACACGUGUCUGCGGACACGCCUGGUCUCACGUUCGACAUAUACAAAAAGCCGCACGGGGAGUAUCCGAUUCCGGGGCCGAAGGUGUUUAUCCCAGAGGCCAAGUCAUUCUCGCCAAGUCGGAGCAACCAAACAGAGGGCGCCAUCCCGAAGGACUGCGUCGUGAAGAACGCAAAUUGGUGCGCCAAGCCCGUGCCGGGCUUUUCGACAGAAGAGGGCUGCUGGGCGUCGGUGAAGGACGGUUGGGAUCAGGCCCAGGCGUGUUGGGACUCUGUGCCUCCCAGCGGCGAUGCCAACUGCAAGACGUGGCAGGAUUAUUGCAAGGAGCUGGAGACUCAGUGCGGCUCGGGGGACUACGCCAAUGGCCCCGUGGAGUUGAAGGGCAAUGACACGAUGACGGAUUUGUUAGGCGAGGAUCUCGGGAUGUGGAAUGAUGUAUUCACGGAGACGGGGAAGACUGGAGCCAAAGACUCACGGAGACAUGUUUUGUAG